Molecule: messenger RNA, 1118 nt
Organism: Manihot esculenta (cassava)
Lineage: Eukaryota; Viridiplantae; Streptophyta; Magnoliopsida; Malpighiales; Euphorbiaceae
Exons: 5
Coding region: 211-1104 (297 amino acids)
Source: RefSeq, a predicted model, not a curated record
CCUUUAAACUGCACUUAAAACAAAUCAAGCAUACAUCACACAUAACCGCUACUCCAUUCGCCGGUCGCCGGAGCUCCGAUUACCGAUAAAUUCCCCGGUGUCGAUAAAUCUCCAGGUUUGUAAAUCUAAAUAUUCCACAUGAGAUAGACCAAUGCUGUUCGACUUGAUUUAUUUAGGAAAAGGUAGCUUUUUCCUUCAAAGAGCUAGAGUAUGUCUGCUCCACAGGAUGGGAUCUUAGGGCGACCGAAGGCAGAAUGGACUCCAACUCGAGAUGCUUAUCUGGUUGAACUUUUUAUUGAGCAACACAACUGUGGAAGAACUGCUUACAAUGAAUUCAAAAAUGAAGUGAUCAGAUCUGUCACUCAUGAUUUUAAUAAGAAGUUUGGUAUGAGUUUGGAGGAAAACCAAAUUAAAAACCGUUACAAUGUGAUGAAGAAAGAAUAUGGUGUUGUUAAAACUCUGCUUAGUCAUACAGGAUUUGGUUGGGAUGAAACGCGGCAAAUGGUUGUGGCUGAUGAUAAAGUUUGGGAUAGCUACAUUGCGGUACGAAGUGAGGCAAGGCCUUUUCGGCGAAAGAGCUUUCCCCUGUAUAAACAGAUGUCCAUCAUAUUUGAAGGAGAAAGAGUUGGCGGAAAGUUCCUGGUUCCAAGUGGACUACCGGUUGAAACUGAAGAGGGAAACAGCAAUACAGAAACAGUGAGAUCAUCAGAGCCGGUUAACCUUGCUACACAGGUAGUUGAUGGUACCCUUGAUUCUGAUUCAAUAAUCCGCAUAAAUGACAUACAACCAAGGAAACGAAAAUUUGUUGCUGGUUCGGCAUCAGGUCGUAAGAGAAGAGCAUGCGAUAACGUUGGAGAGACACUAGAUAAUGCUUUGUAUGAGAUGUUCUCAGCAGCCACAAUGAGAGCUGUGCAAAUGAAUGCCAUGAAUGAGAAAACUAUGUAUCAAAAGUGCCUAGAGGAUCUGCAGAAAUUGGAAGAGUUGGAUGAUAAUGAGUUCAUAAAUGGUGUUAAUGUUCUUAAAGAUGAUAAGAAUGCAAUUGCAUUCAUGACAAUCAAAGGACCUCGACGCUUGAUGUGGCUGAGGUCUCUAUGGCAAGUCUAGUAACCUUAAUUAUA